This is a messenger RNA of Neofelis nebulosa (Clouded leopard), 2970 nucleotides long. It is a transcript of the gene HOMEZ, whose product is annotated as homeobox and leucine zipper encoding. Bases 167 to 1801 code for a protein of 544 amino acids. Lineage: Eukaryota; Metazoa; Chordata; Mammalia; Carnivora; Felidae. The record is from RefSeq and is a predicted model, not a curated record. Gene Ontology annotation, biological process: regulation of transcription by RNA polymerase II. Gene Ontology annotation, cellular component: nucleus. Gene Ontology annotation, molecular function: DNA binding; DNA-binding transcription factor activity, RNA polymerase II-specific. The transcript is spliced from 2 exons.
CUCGCUCGAGCAGGGUUGGGCUUAGACGGGCGCGCUCUCGGGGACAGGGGGGGCAGUCCCGGUCCCGGCCCUCCGCGCGGGUGGGCUUGGAGCAGGCCGCACCGGGCGGGAACCCCACUCCCACCCCGGAGGCCCCCUGCCCUUUCUCCCCCUUUCCCCCCGGCCCAUGGUGCGAGGCUGGGAGCCGCCGCCCGGGCCGGACCGCGCUAUCUCUGAAGGGCACAAGUCAGAAAGCACCAUGCCUCCUAAUAAAGAGGCCAGCAGUCUUAAUAGCUCCCCUGCGGGGCUCAUCUGCCUCCCUCCAAUCUCCGAGGAGCUACAGCUUGUGUGGACCCAGGCAGCCCAGACCAGUGAGCUGGAUGGCAAUGAACACUUGCUACAAACCUUCAGCUACUUUCCCUAUCCCAGUCUAGCAGACAUUGCUCUUCUCUGCUUACGCUAUGGGCUGCAGAUGGAAAAAGUCAAGACUUGGUUCAUGGCCCAGCGCCUCCGCUGUGGCAUUAGUUGGUCAUCUGAAGAAAUAGAAGAGACUCGAGCCCGAGUGGUCUACCAUCGGGACCAGCUCCAUUUCAAAUCCCUUCUCUCUUUUACUCAUCACGCAGGGCGGCCCCCUGAGGAGGUGCCUCCUCCAGUGCCACCUCCAGAACAAAUGGGUCUUGGAAUAGUGCCCUUGACUCUUAGCGAGCCUACCCAGAUGAAAGGAUUGAAGGUAGAGCCUGAGGAGUCCUCAGAGCUGCUGAGUCACCAGAAAGCAAAGGAACCCCUGAUGGCACCUGGCAGUGGGACAUUCUCCCACCAAUCAGAUUUUUGGCAGGAUCUUCAAAGCAGUGGCCUCUCUAAGGAGCAGGCAGGCAAGGGUCCCAAUCAGUCACAUGGCCUAGGUUCUGCUUCCUGGAACCACUCCACAGCUGUCCACCAGCCACGUGCUCGGGAUAAGCCCCCACCAAUCUCAUUACUUGCCAGUAGUUGUAAGCAGGAGUCAGCAUCUAUUAUGACUCCUUCUUCUUCCUCUACCUCUUCCACUUUCCAGGUACUGGCUAAUGGAGCUACUGCCACCUCUAAACCCCUCCAGUCAUUGAGCUGUAUCUCACAGCCACUGUCACCCAAUGAACAGGCACUGCCCCCACAUCUGGAGCCAGCCUGGCCCCAGGGGCUAAGACAUAACUCAGUACCAGGUAGGGUUGGCCCUGCAGAGUACCUUUCCCCAGAUAUGCAACGCCAGCGAAAGACCAAGCGCAAAACCAAAGAGCAGCUGGCUAUCCUCAAAUCUUUCUUUUUACAGUGCCAAUGGGCACGGCGUGAGGAUUACCAUAAAUUAGAACAGAUCACUGGCUUACCUCGGCCUGAGAUUAUUCAGUGGUUUGGUGACACACGCUAUGCUUUGAAGCAUGGGCAACUAAAAUGGUUUCGGGACAACGCAGUACCUGGUGCCCCUAGUUUCCAGGACCCAGCAAUUCCCACACCCCCACCUUCAACCCGCUCCUUGAAUGAAUGGGCUGAGACACCACCUUUGCCAAACCCCCCACCCCCACCGGAUAUACGACCCUUGGAGAGGUACUGGGCAGCCCACCAACAGCUUCGGGAAAGUGAUAUCCCUCAACUGAGUCAGGCAUCAAGGCUUAGCACCCAGCAAGUACUGGAUUGGUUUGACUCUCGUUUACCUGAGCCAGCUGAGGUGGUGGUUUGUCUAGAUGAAGAAGAGGAGGAGGAGGAGGAGGAACUGCCAGAAGAUGAUGAGGAUGAAGAGGAGGAGGAGGAGGAAGAUGAUGACGAGGAUGAUGAUGUGAUCAUACAAGACUGAGGGGUGGGGGAGGGGAGGGGAGGUCUGUUACUAAAAGAUGAACCAACUUAGUAACUGUUUAAACAAAGAAACCACAUUUUUUUAAUUACCUUGUGGCAAAGAACUAAAAAGCUUUGUGUUCUUGAGGUUGGGGGAUGGGGGAUGUAGUGAGGGUGGGCCAGGGAGGAUGACCAUAGGACCCAAAGAGAGGUGAGGAUUGGUUGGGCAGAAAUCAGGCCUUUAGUCUCGGUGAAGAGAGUGCUAAGGAUCUGGUCCAAACCAUGGGCUGGGAAACAGUUCUUGCUCUCUUCAUGUCUGUUCUUUCCCCUUAUUGUACUAAGGAGAGGCCAGACAUUGGCCCCACGUCUUUAGUACUGGAAAGGAGGAGUAAAGAAUUUUGAUUCAAUUGAUGAUUCUAGUGCAUCCCCCAGUCUCACCAUUUUCCCUGGAAUAUAAGGCUGCCUCACACCCACCCCUUUCUUCUCUGAGCACGAGUCCCUGCAUAAUACAGCUGAGAGUCUUAGUGUGUCCCAGUCUCACUACAAGUAUUUCCUUCAUGCACACCAACUUGACGCUGGGUUUUCCCUGCUUCAUUACUGAGUUGCACAGGUAGCAGAAUGUUUUCACUUCUGAUACUGGGACCAUUUUGCCUUGUACUUUUUUAUCUUUUUCCAAAAUCCCUCGUUCUGUUCGCUAUUUGUCUCAGGGUAAAUCUUCCCCAUGGAGCUUGUGAAAAAGUUUAAUAAUUGGGUGGAGAAUAAUUUAGACUGGAUAUUUAUUGGAUGUGGGAACUGGGGGGAAAUGUCCUUUUAAAAAGUAGAAUUAGGUUACAGAGGGUAGAGGAGAGGGAUGAUUUCUACUGUUCAGAAGGUGGGUGCAGGUAGGUUGCAGGUUUGGUUUUACAAAUCUGAAACUUCCUCCUGCCUAGCUUGACAAAGACUAAUUUUUCAUCUUUUUGGUGUUGGCUCAAUGUGUGUCUAUAAUAGAGACUUUUUCCCCUCUUUAUAGGAUCUGUCUUGGGGACAGAGGGACCCUGGUCUUAACUGAAUUGAUUAUUGAUGUUUUAGAAUGGUUUUCAUCAGUUGGAGUCAGAUAUAAAGAUAUCAAUGGGUUAACCAUCUAGAAAUAAGAGUGGAAGCCCCAAAUUGCUAGAAUAAUAAAAGGCCAAAAAUAAAAUUGUUUCUCCUCCA